AUGAACGGCAUCAGCUGGAACUGCCGUGGCAUGGGGAGGCCACGCGCAGUCCUGGAACUCACCGAGAUGGUGAAACAGCAUUCCCCAAGCUUCGUUUUCCUGAUGGAAACCAGAUCAAAAGAUAAGUUUCUCAAAAGCCUUUGCCGUAAAUUCAAGUUACAGAAUUUGUUUAUUGUUCCUAGACUCAAUACUGGUGGGGGUUUAGCUCUGUACUGGAAAGAGGACCUGAACUUAAAGGUUCAGAGCUCUUCUCCGUCGCACAUCGAUGCAGUAGUCGCCCCAGGAGUGGAUGACGCUUGGCGACUCACCGGUUUCUACGGAAAUCCGGUAACCGCCAACCGGGAACACUCUUGGGCGCUACUCAAGCAUCUCGGUCUUCAAUUUAAUCUGCCGUGGCUCUGUGUAGGUGAUUUUAACGAGAUUGUGAAGGCGGGGGAAAAAAGGGGCGGUGCUCCUCGGCCUGAGCGCCAAAUGAUUGAUUUUAGAGGGGCUCUUGACUUUUGCGGCUUUAGGGAUAUCGGAUUUGUGGGUGCACCGUUUACAUGGUGCAACAAUCAAUUCGACGGAGUUGUUACUUGGAUCAGAUUGGAUAGGGGAGUGGCAACGGCUUCCUGGCUGCAGCGAUUUCCUACGGUUCGAAUUCAUCACAUCUCGGGUUCGCUAUCUGACCACUGCCCUCUGUGGAUUUGCUCUGAUGACGAAAAUGUUCGUUUCUAUAAAAGUGGCAGACCGUUUCGCUUCGAAGUGAUGUGGAUGAGGGACUCUGGAUGUGAAGGGGUGAUAAAAAACGUGUGGGAUGAUCCUUUCCCAGGCAACCCCAUGAAUAAGGUCGUUUCCAAGGUUGAGGCUUGCGGCUCUAAGUUAAAAACUUGGAACAAAUGUACUUUUGGGCACAUUCGGAAUCUUUUGGUGAAGAAAAAGAAAUUGUUAGCUCAGGCAGAAGCAUUGUCAAUGGCUGGUCAGAAUCAUGAGCUAGUAAGGUCCUUAAAGGGGGAAGUUUAUGAGUUAAUGGUUAAGGAAGAUUGUAUGUGGCAUCAACGCUCUAGGGUGGAUUGGCUUAAGGCGGGGGACCUCAAUACAAGCUAUUUUCACAGCCGUGCAAGCCAGCGAAACCGAAGAAAUUUUAUUUCCAAGCUGACCCGUGAGGAUGGCCGUGUCAUUGAGGAAGAACAAGAAAUUGGUCAAGAGUUGGUUACGUAUUUUAGGGAGCUGUUUACUUCGGAAGCUCCAUCCAAUUUCGAUCCCAUCCUCCAGGGAAUCGAGAGAAAAGUGACGCCUCUGAUGAACAUGGAGUUGACAAAGCAGUACACAGCAGAGGAGGUUGAGGUAGCCUUGAAACAAAUGAAAUCCGUAUCAGCCCCCGGCCCUGACGGUAUGCCUCCUAUCUUCUUUAAACAUUACUGGAAUAUUGUUGGUCAUGAUGUUUUAUCUGCUACUCUUUCUGUCCUAAACUCCGGAACCGUGCCAUCUGAUAUAAACCAUACCUUUAUCUGCCUGAUACCAAAAAUUAAAUCCCCUGAAACAGCAAAAGACUUCAGGCCCAUAAGCCUCUGCAACGUCAUUUACAAACUCAUUUCAAAAACCAUAGCCAACCGUCUUAAAAAAUGUCUCCCAAAAAUUGUCUCUGAUUCCCAAAGCGCUUUCCUAUCCAACCGCCUCAUCACAGACAACUUGCUAAUUGCCAUUGAAACCUUACACCACCUCAAACAAAAGAGAUUAGGGAAAUCUGGUUCCAUGGCCUUAAAACUCGACAUGAGUAAGGCUUAUGACCGGGUUGAGUGGAAAUUCAUGGACAAAUUGAUGGAGAAGUUAGGAUUUGAUAGGAAUUGGAUCAAUCUGAUUAUAUCUUGUAUAAGUUCUGCUUCUUUUUCAAUUCUUAUUAAUGGUGUCCCUCAUGGUCUUAUCCAUCCCCAACGUGGUCUCCGACAAGGGGACCCGUUGUCUCCAGAUCUGUUCAUCUUGUGUGCAGAAGGUUUGCAUUCGCUUAUCCAGCAAGCGGCGGACAUUGGUGCAAUCACUGGUGCAUCCUUGUGCCGUGAAGGUCCCAAGGUGACUCAUCUUUUCUUCGCGGAUGACAGCCUGCUAUUCUGUCGGGCAAACAAUCAUGAAUGCUCCGCUAUUUUGGAUUUGUUGGAUAAGUUUGAAAGGGCUUCGGGGCAGAGGAUCAACCGCGCCAAAACCCAACUCUUCUUUAGUACAAACACAAGGCAGCAGGUCCGAAACUCCAUUAAAACCAGAUUGGGGGUCUCAGACUCUCAUCAUAUCGAAAAAUAUCUUGGGCUCCCUUCUUUUGUGGGAAGAAGUAAAAAACAUAGCUUCAGCUACAUCCGUGAAAGGGUUUGGAAUAAAAUUCAGGGGUGGAAGGAGAAACUCCUCUCCCAGGCAGGCAGAGAGGUGCUGAUCAAGUCUAUCCUUCAAGCCUUGCCUACCUUCACGAUGAAUUGUUUCAAGUUACCAAAAAGCUUAUGCAAAGACAUAGAAUCGCUAAUUCGCAAGUUCUGGUGGGGUUACAGCGGUGAGCAACGAAAAACCCAUUGGGUGGCGUGGAAUAAGCUUUGUCUCCCUAAAAGCCUUGGGGGUUUGGGGUUUCGUGAUAUUGAAAAUUUCAAUCUUGCUCUUCUUGGGAAGCAGGUGUGGAGGCUUUUACAUAAUAGGGAUUCCUUAUUCUUUAAGGUCUUUAAAGCGAGAUUCUUUCCCUCGUGCUCAAUCAUGGAUGAAGGUGUAAAAACCUCUGGAUCCUAUGCUUGGCAGAGCAUUCUCAAGGCGCGCCAUGUUCUUGAAUUGGGUUCGGCCUGGCGCAUUGGUGAUGGUCACACUGUCCGGAUCAGAGGAGAUAAGUGGCUGCCUGGUAGACAGCCCAGAAAAAUCCUUUCUCCCCAAAAAUCUCUCCCAAUGAACACCAAAGUUUGUGCUCUGUUGUCCGAGAAUGGUGCUGGCUGGGAUGAAGAUCGGGUCAGGGGUGAUUUCCUCCCUUUUGAGGCUAGGGAAAUCCUGAGCAUCCCUCUAAGCUCUCGGCAAUCCCCUGAUGUCAGAUUCUGGAAUGAAACAAAGAAUGGCGUUUACUCCACCAAGUCGGCCUAUCGUCUCUUGGCCAUGACUGCAAGCAAUAACUUUCCUGGUCCUUCAUGUUCUUCUGCCAACAAAGAGCUCUGGUCUAACAUUUGGAAACUGAAUAUUCCAAAUAAAGCUAAGCACUUUCUUUGGAGAGCUUCCUCCGAGUCUCUUCCAACAAAAAAGAAUCUUUGCCGAAGGAAAAUAAUUACAAAUGACAUCUGUGAUCUAUGCCGGGACUGUCCUGAAGAUGGCAUCCAUGCUCUUUGGGAGUGUUAUUUGGUCAAAGAAAUUUGGUGGAUGGAAGAUUCAUGUAGGCCUUACAUUUCGGAGAGAUUUGUCAAUUUCCAGGACCUUUUCUUGGGCAUCCUUAAGAGGAUGGACUCCCAGCUGGUUGAAAGAAUAGCUAUGAUUGCCUGGUGCAUUUGGUUUAAGAGAAAUUCGUCCCGGACUGGUUCGCCUUCUCUGCCUUUUUCCCAGAUCCACUCGGAUGCCAUUGAACGGCUUCAGGAAUUCCAACAUGCCCAAGAUACGCCCCUGGCUCCUCCCCAUCCUCCAAAUCCGGUUUGUUGGUCCCCUCCUCCCAAUUCUUGGUGUAAAGCAAACUACGAUGGAGCCAUCUUCCAGGAGCAACCAGCUGCGGGGUUGGGUGUGGUGAUCAGGGACCAUGAAGGUAAAGUUAUUGGAGCUCUCUCCGAACGUGUUGCCUUACCCCCAUCUGUCGAAGACGUGGAGGCUCUUGCCUGUAGGAGGGCGAUUUUGUUGGCUUUGGAGCUUAAUAUUCUGUCAGUGAUUUUUGAAGGGGAUUCCGAAAUCAUAACCAACUCUCUCAACUCAUGCGACGCGUGCUUUGCUCCCUUUGGCCACCUGAUUGAAGAUGCUCGGCACCUGGCCUCUGGUUUUCAUGCUGUUUCUUUCGCUCAUGUUAAACGAAAAGGGAACGGGGUAGCUGAUAAAUUGGCAAAGAUAGCCAGACAGUCCCAAUCCCCCCAAAUCUGGUUUGGUGACAUCCAUUGUGAUGCCCACAAUCUUGUAAUGUUGGACAGUCUGUCCUGUUGA
This is a messenger RNA of Quercus robur (English oak), 4110 nucleotides long. RefSeq lists its product as uncharacterized. The coding region runs from base 1 to 4110 and encodes 1369 amino acids. Lineage: Eukaryota; Viridiplantae; Streptophyta; Magnoliopsida; Fagales; Fagaceae. The transcript has a single exon. The record is from RefSeq and is a predicted model, not a curated record. Gene Ontology annotation, molecular function: nucleic acid binding; RNA-DNA hybrid ribonuclease activity.